GCGCCGCCGAAGCAGCCGGCAGACAACCUCCAGUGCCCGCAGCAAUGGCGGUGGAGCCGCGUUGAAACCUGCGUUCAUCCGCUCUGCCGAGCCGUGCGUGCGUGCGUGUGUGUGUGAGCGCGCGCGCAAGGAGCGUGCGGUGAAGCCUCGUUGUUCAUCGCUUCGUCGGUGGUGUGUCGUACUCGGCGAAUAAGUGCCGGCCCAUGCGUCCUCCUCGGCCGGCGGUAGCACCAUGCCUUCCCGCGAGCUGUCGACGAGCGUGAUGAGCGGCUCGUGCCCGACCGUGGGGCCCGACUGGGUCGCGGCGAGGGUUCGCGAGCCGGCGGCGCCCGAGUCGGCGCUGCUCCUGCUCGACUGCCGGCCGCCCGACCAGUUCGCGCGGUGCCGGUUGCGCGGUGCGCUGGGCGUCAGCCUCCCGGCGUCGCUGCUCGUGCUCAGGCGACUGUCCAACGGCAAGUUGUGCGUCUCGAGCGUCCUCAGGGACGCUCGGCAGCGCGACGCCUUCGAGGCGUGUUACCGUCAACUGCCCAUCGUGCUCUACGACGCGGACGGCAGCUACGCCGACGUCCAGGUCACCGGAGUGCUUGUUCAGCGGCUCCGCCAAGAUGGCUGUCAGGUGUUCUGCCUGCAAGGCGGCUUCUCGGAGUUCCACUCGCGCUACCCGGAGUGGUGCGACAGCGGCGAGCCGCAGGACCCGGCCUCGUCGCCCCCGGGGAGCGCCGGCAACAACCCGGGCCCCGUGUCGGUGACCACGACGCGCGCCCUGCUGGGCCUGGAGACGCUGCGCAUCUCGACCGAGUGCGGCUCGCCCAAGGACCCCCGCGACGACCCGGACCGCUGCGACAGCGGGCUGGCCCGCGACGACAGCCCCGGGGGCGCGGACCCGCCCUUCCCGGUGCAGAUCGUGCCCUUCCUCUACCUCGGCAACGAGGAGAACUCGCUGGACCUGGACUCGCUGGAGCGGCACAACAUCCGCUACGUGCUCAACGUGACGCACAACCUGGCCAACGCCUUCGAGGGCCGGGGCCUCAAGUACAUGAAGAUCCCCAUCGAGGACCACUGGUCGCAGAACCUGGCAUCCUUCUUUCCCCAGGCCAUCGCCUUCAUCGACGAGGCGCGGCAGAAGCGCGUCGGGGUCCUGGUGCACUGCCUGGCCGGGGUCUCGCGCUCCGUGACGGUGACGCUUGCCUACCUGAUGCAGAAGCACAAGCUGCCGCUCAACGAGGCGUACGACCUGGUCAAGAAGCGCAAGGCCAACAUCGCGCCCAACUUCAACUUUCUGGGCCAGCUGCUCGACUUCGAGCAGCUGCUCGACCUGCGGCCCCAGCGGUGCGGCUGCUGCCACACACCGUGCCGCUGCCGUCGCGCUCUGCACUUCACGUCCCCCACGCGCACCACGCCCGACUCCGGCAUCGACCUGGACCGGUGGACGUAGCGUGAGGCCCGCGGGGGCAGCCGCUUCCAGUUCGCCCCCGCGGUCACGCCCGACGAGCUCGAGCCCGUGCUCGAGCCGGCGUCGGAAGAGGACGAAGAAGAGGCCGCCGGCGCAACGGCCUCGGCCUCGCCCGCUGCCGAAGCCGGCAGCGACCAUCGGCAGCCGCGGGACGGCUGCGAUGCCGUCUGAGCGGUUCUUGUCACAACGGCCUUCCCGAAGCCAGCGCAGCCUCUACAAUUCGGCCACCGAACGGGGAAGCCACCGGUGAAAGCCCCCGCCCGCCUUCUUCAAACCCUGGUUGCAAAUGCAGUGCAGAGAACCACAAAAAAAAAGAGUGGGCUCCAAACUCGGGAAGACCAUUAGCUCUAGUGGAUUUUCAUGUACUGGGCGUCCUAAAAGUAACUGUGCAGUGGAAAUAGUGGUAUUACUAUCUGAAGUUUUAGUUUACGGCAGUGCAGCGAUUGCUACGUAAGGUGCUCGAAAUGUCCACCGCCGGCUUGAAGACAUGUCUGCGCACAACGCUGCAUAUUGUUAGACAUUUGCUGGAAGGUUGCAGGUGGGUGGCUGUCUGUGGCUCCUGCAAUGUGCAAGGAUUGUUCUCAUUCGACCAUCUUCUGAGUGCACCCCACAGGCAUUAUCGCACGAACUACACGUCUUGCACUGUAAGAUCACACGUGAAACUGCAACGUCAUUCACAAUUAUCAUUGUAUCCUUUUAAAUUUUGUCGCUGCACAGUUACUCUUGGGACACCCAAUAUUAGUCUGGUGAAAGAACUGAGUGCCUCACCACGGUCACCAGUUAGUCCCAGAUAAGUGGACAAGAGCCACCGUUUGCCGAGGGAACCGGCUGUGGGAAUUUCAUGGUCAUCGGAAACUGCUGCAAAACAUCUGCUUUCCGAGCCUGUGCCAGGAGCCCCUUGCACACAUCCAGGGCUAUUAGGUGGUGAAAACUGUGUCUACCAACUGUGCUGAAGAAGUUUCACGGCUAAAAAUUUCCAACACGAGGGAAGGGUGGUGACAAACCUUGUACAAGUUCAGUGCCAUGUAAGCACUUGCUUCAGUCAGGCGAGACUUGAUUAGGUUAGGCUUCAGUAUGUGCCAAGUAUGAACUCGACAUUGGCAGUGACCCAGAGGUAUUUUCUCCAUGUGUGUAUAACACUGGACGUACAUGUCCUGGAAACUUAUUAGAAAAAUUUCAGUUUGAUGUCUUGCGGCCUCCAUCAUGCUCAAACGCUUACUUCCCAUUCCGAUGUAGAACUCACUAAUCAGAUGCUAAGUGUAAUGCUAUAAAAACAAAUACAAUAUUUAUUAUCAAAAGACAUUGUCAGUUCAAUAGCAUUAUGUGAAAGUUUCUCACAAUAUCCCAGUAAAUAUUUGAUUUGCAAGUUCGGUGUGCAUUUCCAAAUGGCAUUCACUUAUAACACUAUUGAUUGCUGCCUACACAAUUACUGAUAGGCAAACUAUUACAAAGAAGGAAAUAAUUUCUUCAGCAGUGAGUAUGCAAAAUAAGAUUAAGGAAAAUUGAGACAAGCAAUAAGCAUUUCAUCGGCGAGGCAAGCAUGACAUUUCCAUUUUUGGCAAUUAUGUUGGGAGCUCCUGGGAAUCUGCCAUGUUCGUAGCAAGUACAAAGUGACUGCUCAGCUAGACCACUGUGCCAGCUGGUUUUGAAAGUGUGGACCAUAAAACAAAAAUGCCUCCAAAGGCAACUUUCAUGGCCUCCCCAGGGCAUUCCAGGGAAGCAGUUCUUGGCACCAACAAGACAUUGAUUGCUUGUAGUGACUUCACUCAGCCAGGUACUGUGAGGCCACCAGCUGCAAAGUGAUCAGGUCAGCUGUGUUGACGUGAUGUCUUCAAAUGAGAAAUGUAUAAAGCUGCUCAAUGCUUGGCCUAUCUGCAACAUGAAAGUGCUGAACUCUGGUGACUGUAUAUGGGAUUCCAACAUGAUAUCCAAGCUAUGGAAGGAGUAGUAUGUCUGCUCUCUGUUCCUACGCUUUCGGCCUGUCAAUGUGGUUCGCAUGCAAGGCACUCAUGAAACGCAAGUUUGAUACUACUGCAGUUGUAGUUUGCUAUAGCUAUGAACUGGCACAUGUUAAGAGUUCAACUCACAGUCGGAGUGUGCUAGCAUGUGUUGUUCUUCAAUGCAAAAUGAAGCAGUGGCACUGCCCUGGUUCUUCAUUGAUGGUGGCUGCAUGGUUUGUAAGAGGCAGUGCUGAAGGAUUGUGCUUAUGCCAAGGGCUUCUCAUUGGGAAGAUUACGGCUUUUUUGGACUGGUAGGUUUCCUUUACGAAAUCCUCGGUCACAGCCCAAACGUUUUGCAGGCUGGUGAGAAAACAUCUGCAUGUUCCUAAAGAUUUGAUCUUGGCAGUGCAAUCUUUCUUAUAAUGUUACCAGUCUUGUGGGCUGGGUUUGUGUGGCAUGCUUCCCAUGUUGCUGCUUCGGCAGGACAAGGUAACCUAAUUUACAGAUCCUUCACUGACCCAUUUAUAUGUUUCAACGUGUUGUAGAUAAUGAUACGCAUUGCCUCAGAGGCUUUUUUUAAGGGAUGUGCAAAUUUUACCAGCAGUUUACACAUUGGUUCACUGUGUUUAAAAAUGUCUUCCUGGUUCUGCCUUUGAAAGCUGAACAGUGCAUUCUUGGAUGAAGCCGACAAUAAUUUCAAGCAUUUAAUGCAAGCAAAGCUAUGCCAUUGUGGCAUUUUUUGUGAGGGUAAACAAAAAAGCCUUCCACUGACGAGGACAAGCAAUACACACAUAUACAUCUUUUGUCUAUGGCUAACCUGUCCUGGUGCCAGCUGUAUUAUAUUCAGCCAUAUUCUCGCAGUCAUAUUGACAUAUACCUUUGAUAGAACAGUGCAUCAUACUCUAGGCUUGACAUGCAGAAACCUCCAACUUCAGUUGUCUUCCUUCACUGUGCCAAACAAAGGCACUCAGCAGCGGUGUGGCCAUGUGAAAACAUGCUUUCUUAUUGAUAGGUGUGCAGCCCUAUCCACUCUUUACCUAAAGUUAUCGGGAGCGAAGGGACAUGGCCUACUUCCCUUCAACAUUUUAUGAGUGCAAUAACUUUUGUAAUCUUUUUCUUACCACCAAAGCACAACACGUAAUCAUCAUGCCUAUAAUUGGUGAAAUAAAUUUUUCCCCUGGAACCUGGCGCAUGAGUAUCUGCACUUCGUGCCACCAGGGGAACAAAGCUUAUAGCAAAAAAGUAAACUGUGGAAGAAUAAGUCUUCUUUUACUGCUCAGAAUUUUCCCAAGUUUGCGAGUGUCUGUGCUUUAGGGAAAACAAUCGUGCAAAUGUAGUUUCAUUUAUUGUUUGUAGAUGGCAACAUGGGAAGCUCUAUUUCACUGCCCAGCCCACCCAUCAUUGUUUUUAUCCUGUAAAUAGCAUCACUCAUUAUGUUACAUCUGUAUAUAGUGUAUAUAAGUGAAUGGCACAAUGUUAUAUAUGUUGUUCUUCCGUUUUCUUUCAAAGCACGCUGCCAUAUCCCUACAGUCCUUGCAGGGAAGUUGGUUGCACGUUGAACGCAUACCGUUGACCAUAGGAACACUUCCUUCCAAACCUGAUUGUUUGUUGCUUUGUUGUUGAUGCACACUUUACUGUUGGUUCAUUUGUUGGUGCAACCGUGUGCAAACAAGAUGAACAGUAUGAAGAGCCUGUUACGCGUUGCAAUGAGUGAGGGGGAUUGUGUAAUUCAGGGCACUCGUAUGUGGUGCGGGAGCUCAGUGAAAGGCAUAAUCAGCAAAAUUCUCUUGAAAAGUGAGUAGGUAACUAAUUCUGAUCCUUCAGAUUACAUUGCGUAAAGUUGAAUUUGGUGCUGCUGAUGUUGUAGUGGCUCUCACGAGCUGCCAUCAAAACUGAUUUAAGCCGGCACGAAGGAUAAACUUGAGUUAAUACGAAAGUCUUGUCAAACCGCUUCCGGUGUCUAGAGUUUAGAUAAGCUUGUCAGUUUUCUCUCAGUUCAGUCACUCACUGUGUCAAAUGUUUAGCAAACCUUGUCUCCCACACUUAAUUGGUUCUCUUGUUACCGAAUUGUGUACAUGGCCUGAAUUUAAUAUCUCCGAAGAUAGCAGUUUGUUAUGCUCUAAGCAAUUCAUGCAUGUCAACACCUGCGCCACCUAUGAGAAAGUAACACCACGUGCAAUUUACCAGAGUGGUCUGCUAUCAGUAGCCUGCCAAAUGCUCUAGCCCAAACUCGGUAAUUCUUUAGCUGGUGGGCGGCUGAUAAAAAAGGUUGCCAGAGGAACACGGUCGUCUCUUGAAGUGUGUAUGGAUGCACUGGCUAUUUUUAUCUUUCUGAUGGUUCUCUGACGCAUAAGUCAGGCAGAAUAGCUUUGUACUGUGACUAGUAGAGAUCUCGCCUUCUUGUAGUUCAGUGAAAGAGGCGCACGGCUGAAGCCGGUUGCAACUUGUAGUAUCUAGUAGAGAAACUAGUAGCGCGCAAUUUGGAGUACACCCUGUUUAAACCUUUCACAUUACUUGCUGUUAGCGGCACGAAAGGGUACGUAGGCCUUCCUCAACUUUUCGCUCUAUGACGUAAGUGUUAUCGGCCUAUCAUAAAGUACAAACCUUUCUCCUAUUGGUUUUCUCCGUUUUCUCUAAGAAUGUGCGAAGACUUCAAGGUCGACGCAGUGGUCCUCUGUGCCGCCUGGCAUUUUUGGCUAAGGAAACGUUUCAAGCUUUGCCGAUUGCGUUGCACAGUCCGAGAGACGGUCGCACGCGAGAUAUAUUCGCACGCUUGCCACGACGCUGACCCUCACCCUCAUUUGCGGGUAGUCAAUAACAAUAUUGGCCAAAUUGUCUGCUUAUCCAUUAAUGGAACGCUGUGGCCUGCCUAACAAGGACGUCACGGAGUGCCACGAACAAAUUAUUUCCGAAAAAAAAAGAUCCUUAUUGCGCACGUGGCUAAACAUCGCAACUGUGCUCGCUAGCGCGUUCUCAGCGGCUAGUGGUAAACCAAGAGACGCAUGUCGUUUGCAAUGAUGAAACAGAUGCAGUUUCUCCGUUUAUGGCCCCGUUAUCUCAAGAGAUUCAUGGCAGGCUCGCUUUGAUAUUGCCUCAGUGACGGCAGAUAACGCUGCGCGGUGGCUUCUGGUACAACAACCCAGUCUUGUGUGGGGGGCCAAUCUUUGUUAAACGCGUGUUACCACUGCAGCGUGGUCUGCUGUGCGCCGUGUUUGUGGACUGUUACGUGCGGAAGCCGAGGAGACGGUGUUACGAGUCAUUCUUUGUUAAAAGCGUUUGAAAGCUGGGAAAUUUCGUCCUACGCGAAGCGCGACUAGCCGAGCUCCUCGCUUGUUAAGGCGCGACGAGGUGCCGCCUACUGCCGUAAGCAACUCUACCAGUGAGGCGACCGAGGACUGCAACCACAUGGAGCGUAUUUUGCGACGUGCGUAUACGGCGUCUCGCCGCGCGCGACACCAACAGCGACCAACAUACGUACCACCGAGAAUACUGGUUUAAUUCUGAAAUGCGCCGAGCAUGUCUGGGCCGAGAACACAGCGCAGUCGUCGCGUUGUGUGAAAUACAGACGCGCGGACGCCAUGUAACGCGCUCCAUGUGGUUCCCGCUAAAAAGGCCUAGCGUUCCCGCGAAAGUUCUCUCGUUAGUGCGGGACGACACGAGCGCGCCGUGUGCAGCCGUUUGACCCGUUGGUGCAUGCGAUGCGACGCCGUCUUGUCAGAACUCGUGCCAAAACCGUGUGUUUUUUUAGAAAAGCGCGUCGCGUCGUGUGCGUAGCUUUCCUGUGAGCCUAUCUCGUUUAGCGUGACUCAAGACGACAGAGAAGGAAUGGUGCUUACGCGUAGCCCCCCCCCCCCCCCUUUUUUUUUCCUUCUGUUUUUCGCAUCUUUGGUUUAGUACAGCGCAUAGACGUGUCCCUGGCUUCGAAAAAAAAAAAAGAAGAGAGCGCAGACCAACCCCAUUCAACUCCUCGUACUUCUCGAAACAUUUAUAGACUCUCCGUAGCUUACGUCGUGUUGACAUGAUUAGAAACAGCCCCCUUUGACGCAACUGCAGUGACAACACCGCGAUCAGUGACGUUAGCAAGACUUGUGGGACCAAACGUGCCAGUUUUCUGUACCACUCGACGUCUAGCUUCCGUACGUGAAGUUACGCGUUUUGAUUUUUUUUAACGCCUCUACGAUAGUCCGUUGACGUGGCAUGUGCGCGUGUCUCACUAUAAUUAAAUCCAUAGACAGUCGUGGUAAACCUUUCUUUUUUAUUAUUAUUUCCGGAAGAACCGUACUUCCGCUUUCUUCCUCGAUGUCGAUUCGUAGAUGUGGUGCGCUUCGCCCAUACAGAGAACAAACGCGGGCAAUUGCCUCGGUCGCCUCAACAAGCGAGAGCUCGCGCGCAGUGCAGAGGGCAGUGAAGGACGCGGAGCUAGCAACACCCUCUCCCCGUGAAAAGAAAAAAACAGAGGGAAAGGAGCAUCGACCCGCUUUCCCCAACCUCCUCUUUGUUACGCGUUCCUGUGUUUGAAGGCAACUGCAGUCUAUUAUUGGAUUGUCACUUCGCUCUUUGACUGCCAAAACAACGCCGCUGUUGUUAUCCCUCGGCGGCGCUCCUGCUCCUCUUUUUGUUCAUCUUAUCAAAAUGUGAUAACACAUCAGCGCGUGCUAUAUAUAUAUAUGUAUGUAUAUGUAUGUUUGUUCUGUACAUUUCUCCCUGUUCCGCGCGCUCCUUUUUCGCUGUUACGAAGAGAAAAAAAAAAGAACGGAAAGCCUGUGCCUGUUGUGCAAAAACCGCGCGGACUCGCGGAAAAAAAGAAGGUGUGUGACGUUGUGUUUGUUUGAACUGAGACCGCAGAGCGAGUGUUUUCUGGAUCCCCGCAGUCGGCCCCCGUGUGUUGGCGAGGGCCUUGCGGAAAGGAGACUGUUAUAAUCUCGGAGAUAUUUCCAUAUACAUCUGGAAAGCCAAUAAAAUGUGCAUAUUUUUCAUGAA
Molecule: messenger RNA, 8373 nt
Organism: Dermacentor silvarum
Lineage: Eukaryota; Metazoa; Arthropoda; Arachnida; Ixodida; Ixodidae
Gene: Mkp3
Product: dual specificity protein phosphatase 7
Exons: 4
Coding region: 233-1435 (400 amino acids)
Biological process (GO): negative regulation of MAPK cascade; protein dephosphorylation
Cellular component (GO): cytoplasm; cytosol
Molecular function (GO): MAP kinase tyrosine/serine/threonine phosphatase activity; protein tyrosine/threonine phosphatase activity
Source: RefSeq, a predicted model, not a curated record